GGACUGUACCCAAGAAAAUACCCAAUAAUAAUAUAAUAUUAAUAGAAAGAAGAAAAUAAGGAAAAGAAAAAGAAACAUCUAGCAGAGUUAGAGUAGCAGGUCCGUUGUCGUUGGUUGGAAGAAGAGUCCUUACUACGAUCCUCCUCCUUCGGCUGUUUCCAUUGUUUUGGUUGUUCUAUAUAGAUUUUGUCUCGAAAAUGGCUAAGGCGUUAUCGAAUAUGCUCUUAAAAGGGAUCGGAUCGUUUAAUUCCACUCGUACAACUGCACUGGCUUCUGGAUCAUCGUAUCAACAUUUGAUGCGUUUCUCAACUACUGCAUCCAAUGAUUCUGAUACACAUGAUGAUUUUAAGCCGACAGAUAAGCUUGAGAAUACAGGAGUUACUCUGAAAGACAUCAUUGAGCAGGAUGUGAAAGAAAACCCCGUGAUGCUUUACAUGAAAGGGGAUCCUAAUCGUCCUCUAUGUGGGUUCAGCUCUCUGGCAGUUAAAAUCUUGCAAGAAUACAGAGUUCCUAUAAGUUCCAGGAACAUAUUGGAAGAUAUUGAGCUUAAGAAUGCCGUUAAAGCUUUCAGCACUUGGCCGACGUUUCCCCAGAUAUUCAUAAAUGGGGAAUUCAUUGGAGGGUCAGACAUUAUCCUUGACAUGCAUAAGAAGGGUGAACUCGAGGAAAAGCUAAAAGCAGCAGCAGCUGCUGCAUCAAGGCAGUGACUGGUCUAGUUAGUGCUCGUAGAGUAGAUGUUAAAGUUGUUAGGUUUUGGGUAUAUACUAUCAAAUAAUAAAGUGCAAGCAUGUGGUGUCUGCUAUAGAUAUGGAAUUUGUUGGCUAUGUAUCCGCACUAUUACUAAAGCAUCCAUAUUAGCCAGUUUAUAAAUACAAAAUAAUGUACUGUCAAAAACCAAAAAGCUAAAACCAGCAACUUGUUCAGUUUU
This is a messenger RNA of Erigeron canadensis, 928 nucleotides long. Its product is annotated as monothiol glutaredoxin-S15, mitochondrial-like. The transcript is spliced from 7 exons. The record is from RefSeq and is a predicted model, not a curated record. Lineage: Eukaryota; Viridiplantae; Streptophyta; Magnoliopsida; Asterales; Asteraceae. Bases 198 to 707 code for a protein of 169 amino acids.